Messenger RNA from Apodemus sylvaticus (European woodmouse), 3345 nucleotides. It is a transcript of the gene Taf1c, whose product is annotated as TATA-box binding protein associated factor, RNA polymerase I subunit C. The coding region runs from base 92 to 2707 and encodes 871 amino acids. The record is from RefSeq and is a predicted model, not a curated record. Gene Ontology annotation, biological process: transcription by RNA polymerase I. Gene Ontology annotation, cellular component: fibrillar center. The transcript has 14 exons. Gene Ontology annotation, molecular function: RNA polymerase I core promoter sequence-specific DNA binding; protein binding. Lineage: Eukaryota; Metazoa; Chordata; Mammalia; Rodentia; Muridae.
CCGGAAAACAGUUCAGCCCGGGUGCUCCAGCAGUUGUGGGUGGCGGAGUUGAGGAGCGGCACUCCGGCUCAGUUGUGGCCCCGGGAUCAGGAUGGACUUCCCCAGCACCCUGCGGCCUUCCUUGUUCAUGGCCGGUCCACUUGGCAUGACUGAUGGCCCUGACCUGUCCUUCAUGUGCAGCUGGAGAGAUGCACUGACCCUGCCAGGGUCCCAGCCACAGAACUGCAGGGAUCCAACAUUGUCAUUUGCUAAGAACCUGCUCUGGGAGCCGUCGACACCAGGACCCCUCCCCCUGGUGCCUCCUGGUUCUGAUCCCUGGGACCCUGGUGUGACAGCUCAGGACUUCCUUUUCCGGGGAGGUCACUGCUACCAGUACCAGACUCGAGUUGUGCUGGAUGUCACUGAGCAGCUCAGCCGCUUCCUGUGGCACCAUGGGGAUAUAGCCUUCGCGCCCCUGGGGAGGCUCAUGCUGGAGAACUUCAGAUUGGAGGGGAACCGGGGCUACUCGAAAAAGAUGACCAUAGUCAGCGCGAAGAGGCUGCUUCAGGACCUCGGCGGACACCAGCCCUGGGGGUGUCCCUGGGCUUCCCUCAGCCGCCGGCUGCGUCGCUUCUCCAUCCUGGGGGGUCCUGUCCUGAGCAGGUCAGUGUCAUCACUCAUGGGGAGGCUGCUACAUGAGGAGCUGGCCCUGCGGUGGGAGCAGUUGCUGAUGGAUGAGGCCUUCACCGGGGGCGCGAUGGCCUGGCUGCCUGGAAGGACAGCGCGGGCCGGACAGCUGGUCUACCCUAGCGGGGGUGCCUUGGACAAGCUGUAUUUCCAGGAGGUCAGUGUGAAUUCAGGUGGCAACCCCCGGGUCCUCGAGGACCCUGGACACGUCCAGCUGAGGGGACCUGUACGGCAGGUGGUGACCAGCACUGUCCAAGGAGAAAGUAAGAUUUCUUCCCUUCCUCCCUUCCUCCCUCCUUCUUGUCCUCUACCAUCCCCCUGCUACACACACACCACAGGCCUGACCUCAGUCUCCUCCCCAGCGCUUCUGGCCGUCCGCUCUGACUACCACUGUGCGCUGUGGAAGAUCGAUAAACAGGGGCCACCAGCACCCUUGCAGGUGCUGCAGGUGGAGAAGGGGGCCACUGGUAUUAGCCUCAGCCCUCACCUGUCAGGAGAGCUGGCCAUCUGCAGCCGUUCUGGAGCUGUGUGUCUGUGGACUCCACAAGACGGGCUGCAGACAGUCUAUAAGGACCCUGAGACACUCGCCUUCCGUGAUCCGUCUCCCUGGCGCUGGGCAGACUUCACCGACCACCCCCGGGUGCUGACUGUGGGGGACCGCACAGGGGUGAAAAUGGUUGACAUUCAGGGCCCGCCGGGCUGUGGGCUGCUGCUGUUCCGCGCUGGAGCAGAGGCCGCCUGCCAGAAAGGAGAACGGGUGCUGCUUGCCCAGUACCUGGGGCAGCCGGGUGCCACCUCUACGGCUCUGCAUCUCAUCUGCACCCAGUUCUCGAUCUACCUGAUGGACGAGCGCCUCCCCCUGGUGCCAAUGCUUAAGUGGGACCAUGGCCUGCCAUCUGCACCCCUGCUUGCCCGCCUGCUACCCCCAGCUAGCCCGGGCUGUCCUCGGCCCCUGCUCCUGGGGGGCCAGGGUGGACAGCUUCAGCUGCUUCAUAUAGCAGGAGGGGGGACUUCCAUGCCCCAGCUGGCAGGGCCUCCUCAGUCUCUGCCCUCCAUCACCGACUCCCUCUCUGCCUUUCCCCUGCUGGAACCCAAGAGGCAGCAGCAGCUGCAGGACCGCCUGGAGGCACCACUCAUAGGUCUGGCCGCAGCCCCACCCUGUGCCUCUGCCCCGGGGUUGUUGCUCUUCCAGCUCUCGGCAGCUGGAGACGUCUUCUACCAGCACCUCCACCUCCAGCAAGCCUCCAGUCACCCAGCACCAGAGUGCCCUGCACCCAGGGCGACAGCUCCUCCAGUGGACCAGGCGCCCAAGCCCUCUUGGAGCUCUCGGGCCCGGGCCCGUUGCAGCCGCUGGCUAGAAGCCCUGAUGGAAUUGUCCCCCACUUGUCCAGUGUGGACCGCCCCCACCUUCUCCCACCGCCGUUUCCUGGGCCACAUGGAGCCUCAGAAGAGCCAGGAGACCCUGGCACAGACGCUCCGAGCAGCCAUGGCCAAGGGGCAGCUCCUGCGGCCUGGGGACCUGAGCACACUCCCCAGGGCAGAGCCACCCCCUGCACCUCAGUGCAGCCAGCAGGAUGAGCUGACUGAGCGCUUGGCAGAGGCCUGGGAAGGACGGACAGCUGCCUGGUGGAGAAGACAUCACAGUCAGACCUCUGAGCCCCAGACACAGUCCAAGCGGCCCAAGCGCCGGACUCAGCUGUCUAGCACCUUCUCCUCAUUCACAAGCUACUUGGACUCCCCAGAUGCCAGCGGUGUCCCUCGUAGCCAAGACCUCUCUACCUCAGAAGCCUGUCCUCAUCCUCCCGGGAUUCCACCCUCCCAGGAGUCAACACAGGAGCUGUGGGCCCAAGGUGUGCAGCGUGAACGGCGACAGACCCUCCGCGAUUUCAUGGCCAGGCUUCCGCCUCCGAGGGACACUCCCGGGCCGGUGGCUACCCCUCCCUCCCAGGCCUCCAGCCUCCAGACCAUGUCUGUCAGGCAGCAAACACCUGUCCUCUCCGGCUCUCAGCGUCCCCGGAAGAAACCACGGAUGGGCUUCUGAGUGGGGAAAGCCACGUCGGAGAGCCUAGCCUUCCUCCUGGAGCUCUGCACUGAGCUUAGCCACGCCAGGGCGGAGCCUCUACCUCCCAGAGAACGGUGUGCCCACGGAAGCUAGAGCAGGUUAGAGCCGGGUUGAAGCUAUGGGGAUGAGUCUGUUCUGUGUAUCUGAUGGUCGGUUAUUCCCGAGAGCCGGCUGCAGAGGCCGCAUCAGGAUGGCUAGUGCUGGGUCACUGCAGUCCCGAGUGCCCCCCAGUCUCCCACCUUCUCCCACUGCCGUCCUCUGGGCCACAUGGAGCUGCAGGAAGAGCCAGGAGACCAUGGCACAGAAACUCUAUGCAGCCAUGGCAAAGGGCCAGCUCCUGGAGCCUGGGGGUCUGGGUACACUCUCCAGGGUAGAGCUGCCCCUGCACCUCAGUGCAGCAGUGUGGCUAGAAUGUAGGGCCAUCCCAGUGUUGGCCUCCUGUCCUCGAGGACACCUCAGCCCAAGUGCCUCCUGAAGUGGCCCAGUGAGUCAGCUGUUGUGGGUUGUUUGUGCUACAGCCAUAUAGAUUCAAUAGGCGUUGACACUUUGACUCUGGGGCUGAAUAAACCUGUCCACUGGCCUUGAGCUGGAUGGUUAUGUGGGCAGAGCAGAUGGUG